AUGGAAGAAACCCUAUUAGCACUGCUCAGUUCUGAAUCUUUCUCCCUUUCAGAUUUUUGGCGCUCUGCAACCAUGCAUCCCAACUCUCCAUUCCUAAAUCCCCCGCUGCUACUCCGCCUCUUUUCUCCGGGCUCUACCGCUCUUCGAAGCUCGACUCCACUUCACUCUUCACAACUCAAUCACCCUUCCAAAAUAUCACCUCUUUUCUCCGGGCUCUCCUCUCCUUCUAAACGAACUUACACCCUUAUAGUCGCCAUGGACGGUACAGGGAAGGGUUGUUGCCCGGAACAAGAAUUGACUACUGAUGCACACAAGGUGCUCGACAUAAUGUCUCUGUUACGUGUUCACCCCGAUGAGACCACUUUUGGCUACCUUGUCUAUCUAUAUGCAACAAAAGGACUCGAGCACAAGAUGAUUGAACUACAAGACUUGGUAUCUAGGUUCAAUUUGCCCAAUAAAUCCAUUUUUAUUAGGUGUGAUCAAAUGUUCUUCAGCGAGAUAAUGAAAGAAGAUUCUGAUAUAAUGGGGUGUAUUAGCUCUAGAGUCAGACAUCUUGUCCAUCUUCAUUGCAAAACUGCCCUUAGGAAAAGUCUUAAGAAAUACGACAAAGUGCACAACUCUGUAAGUGGCGUGAACUUCAUGUCUAAGAUGCAGGCUGAACCAGGGGCGGAACCAUUUAGCUGGCAGGGGGGUGAAAUCUGCAAGCCCAAAGAUGAAGUAUUUGGUAAUCCAGGAUGCAUAACUGAACUAGAUUUACUUCUAAAACGAAGGUUUAGAAAAGAAUGGGAGGAAAGGCUUACUGAGCAUUGA
Messenger RNA from Lactuca virosa, 810 nucleotides. The record is from the annotation of a GenBank genome assembly. Lineage: Eukaryota; Viridiplantae; Streptophyta; Magnoliopsida; Asterales; Asteraceae.